This is a messenger RNA of Hemiscyllium ocellatum (epaulette shark), 5889 nucleotides long. RefSeq names its product B-cell receptor CD22-like. NCBI's taxonomy places the organism in Eukaryota, Metazoa, Chordata, Chondrichthyes, Orectolobiformes, Hemiscylliidae. The record is from RefSeq and is a predicted model, not a curated record. The coding region runs from base 291 to 2876 and encodes 861 amino acids. The transcript has 15 exons.
UUACUGCCGCAACCAGGAUCAUUCCAUGCUGAUGUUGUGAAGAUAUAUUCCAAUGAACAAUUUCGGUUGUUAGGAAGAUCUCGCUGUAGGGCUCAAAGUCUGUCAUACAGGAUAUCUUUCUCGGUCAAGGAACGUGGGUAAUGCAGAGACAGGAGCUUUGGGACAUCUAGAGGAGAGCUUGAGAGGGUGAGGCUGAUGAAAUAUCUGGGAGCAGACACUGAUCAAGAAAUUUUACUUGCUGCUGUAACUUCUCCAAGGCCUGGGCAGAGCAGUUGCUGUUCCAAGACGUGAUGUAUCCAGAUAGAAUGCUCUCCAUGGUGCAUCUGGAAAGGUCUUUGCCAAUGAAGUGGUUCCUCCUCUUGUCACUGCUCCUGCCUUCAGUCUGUGAUGCCCCGACCAGUGUCCGAAUCACAUUCCCGUCUUCAGUUCGAGCUGGAACGUGGACAUCCCUCGGUUGUCAGUCUGAUGGCUAUCCAGCAGCAUCUCACUAUCGUUGGCGGAAGGUGUGUCCACACAGUUCGAUGCCUCUCUGUUCUGGGAGUCAAUGGUGGUCUCAAUGUUCAUACUACGCUUCAUUUGAAGAUGUUUUCUGUGAGUUCAUCUGUACAGCGAGGAACUCCGUCGGUGAAAAGGAUUCUGAUCCCAUCCGACUGGAUAUUCAGUACGGACCGAGAAACGUGGAGAUUAUUUCUGAGGAUACAGUGAAGGAGGGGACCGAGAUCACGUUAACGUGUCGAGGUGAAGCCAACCCCCCGGUUCAUACCUACAGCUGGAGGAAAAUUUGCAACAGACAACGGAAAGAUCUGGGAGAAAAUACCGACACGAUUAGGAUUCAACCCACCAGGAAUGAUGCAUCUUGUAGCUACAUCUGUACAGCAGGGAAUUCUGUCAGCUCCCGGGAUUCCACACCCAAACACAUUAAUGUACAGUAUAAACCGAGAGAUUUUCAGAUUGCACACAGUGUGAAUGGUGACGAUAAGAGAGAUUUAACGUCUGUGAAUGAGCGGGACACUGUGAAUAUUAGCUGUACCAGUCAGAACAGCGACCCUGCAGUCUCAGGGUACAGCUGGUACAGACUCACUCAGAACAAGCCAGUCAGUGGGCAGAUACUGCUGUUUGAAAGCAUCAGCAAGGACGACAGUGGGAAUUAUCAAUGUGAGGCUAGAAACAACGUUGGGACAGGGAGAUCACACAUCAUCACCAUCAGAGUGCAGUAUGCCCCGACCAGUGUCCGAAUCACAUUCCCGUCUUCAGUUCGAGCUGGAACAUGGACAUCCCUCACCUGUCAGUCUAAUGGCUAUCCAGCAGCAUCUUCCUAUCGCUGGCGGAAGGUGUGUCCACACAGUUCGAUGCCUCUCUGUUCUGGGAGUCAAUGGAGGUCUCAAUGUUCAUACUACCCUUCAGUUGAAGAUGUUGGCUGUGAGUUCAUCUGUACAGCGAGGAACUCCGUGGGUGAAAAGGAUUCUGAUCCCAUCCGACUGGAUAUUCAGUACGGACCGAGAAACGUGGAGAUUAUUUCUGAGGAUACAGUGAAGGAGGGGACCGAGAUCACGUUAACGUGUCGAGGUGAAGCCAACCCCCCGGUUCAUACCUACAGCUGGAGGAAAAUGUGCAACAGACAACGGAAAGAUCUGGGAGAAAAUACCGACACGAUUAGGAUUCAACCCACCAGGAAUGAUGCAUCUUGUAGCUACAUCUGUACAGCAGGGAAUUCUGUCAGCUCCCAGGAUUCUACACCCAAACACAUUAAUGUACAGUACGGACCGAGAAACGUGGAGAUUAUUUCUGAGGAUACAGUGAAGGAGGGGACCGAGAUCACGUUAACGUGUCGAGGUGAAGCCAACCCCCAGGUUCAUACCUACAGCUGGAGGAAAAUGUGCAACAGACAACGGAAAGAUCUGGGAGAAAAUACCGACACGAUUAGGAUUCAACCCACCAGGAAUGAUGCAUCUUGUAGCUACAUCUGUACAGCAGGGAAUUCUGUCAGCUCCCGGGAUUCUACACCCAAACACAUUAAUGUACAGUAUGCCCCUCGGAAUGUGAUGGUGUCGAUCUCCCCAUCGGGCAGUGCGAUACACGAAGGUGACAACAUCACCCUGAGCUGCACCAGCGACAGUAACCCCCCAACCAGCUGGUACAAGUGGGUACGGAGACAGGGAGAGGAGACUGAGCCCCUGGAAUCAACUGAGAGAGACCUGACCUUGUACAGAAUCACUCCCAAACAGGAGGGUGUGUACUCCUGUGAGGCGGGGAACUCGGUUGGUGCCAACAGGUCGGAGGGUCGCAGGAUAGAGGUUGUGAGAAGCUCAUUCAGACUCUUAAUUGGAAUUAGCAUGGGACUACUGGGCUCCGUUAUCACAGUGGUUUUGGUGAUCGUGUGUUACAGAAGGAAGUGGAAGAAGACCGAUUCUACCAGCCCACGAUGCACUGAGGCAACAAACACUGUCUACAGCGUGGCCAUGAAACGGAAUCAGGUGAAGGAGAGGCCGGUGUAUGAGAACGUGAUGAUGACCGAGAGCACGGACUCUCAGGGGCACUCCCCCCCUGACGACUGUGUCGAGUAUGCGACCAUUAACUUUGGGGCCAGCUCCCAGACCCCGGAGGGACAGAAACAACCAGGGGCCACUCGGGGGAAAGGGAAGAAGCCUCUGAAAGCGAGACCUGAUAACGAUCCGACUGUCAUCUACAGCUUGAUAAACAAAGCACCAUCUCCAUCCCAGGUACAACAGCCCUCAUCCCCAAGAGGCUGGAGGGAGCGGGUUAGCGGAGGCUGGGUGAGGACACUCACUGGCUGGGUUCGAUCCCAGGGACAGAGAGACACAGAGUGCAGACACGGCAUUACAUCCAAGAGCCCCCAGACCGUCCCAUUGGAGUGAUGGCUCCAGAGGGGUCAGAGGGUCAGUACUGAGGGAGUGCCACUCUCUCCCAUGUUCCCAGCAGACACCCUCCCAUAACAUGAGAAUGAUUCAGUGACAACAGAAGGAACUUUGGAACCUAUAACCAUCAGAACAGAAACAGUUACCAUGUUGUGGGAGGGUGUGUGCUGAGAACAGGGGAGAGUGCAGAACUCCCUCAUCACUGACCCUCCAACAGUGUCUGCUCCCUCAAAUAUUUCCCUUCAAAUAGUGCCCGCUCCCUCAGCACUGACCCGCCAAUGGUGCAGCGCUCCCUCAGCACUGAACCUCUGACAGUGCCUGUUCCCUCAGCACUGACCCUCCGACAGUGCGGCAUUCCCUCAGCACUGACCCACUAACAGUACAGCGCUCCCUCAGCACUGACCCUCCGAUAGUGCGGCACACCCUCAGCACUGACCCUCCAACAGUGCCCACUCACUCAGCACUGACCCUCCGACAGUGCAGUGCUCCCUCAGCACUGACCCUCCGACAGUGGAGCGCUCCCUCAGCACUGACCCACUAACAGUACGGCGCUCCCUCAACACUGACCUCUUGACAGUGCCCACUCACUCAGCACUGACCCUCCGACAAUGUGGCGCUCCCUCAGCAUUGACCCUGUGAUAAAGCCCACUCCCCUCAACACUGACCCUCCGACAGUGCCCGUUCCUUCAGCGCUGACCCACUGACAGUGCCGGCUCCCUCAGUACUAAUCCUCUGACAGUGCCGGCUCCCUCAGCACUGACCCUCUGACAGUGCCGGCUCCCUCAGCACUGACCCUCCGACAUCUUGCAAUGGUGCUUGCUUGCCCAUGGGAUAACAACGAUGCACACAGAACCUUUCGAAGUGAAUAAGGUGUCGCAUUGCAGCUAACCCUGGCUUAUUGCUGUCCCAGUAGCUCCCUCACUAUUACCACCUGCUGUAAGCUGUAAGGGACCCCAUGGAUUUCUCCCUUGGGUUAAAUAACUGAGACAGAAUUUGCACUGCUAUAUCAAAAACACCAUGAGAGUUUUGCAACUCAAAAUGUUACAUGCUGCAUCUUUCUUGAGCUCUGUGAUGCAAAGUCACAGUUUGAACCACUGAGGGGAACUCUGUACUCAAGUGUCAACAAGAAUUCUUCAAGUUAAGGACAAUCAGCCCGAGAACAACCACUAAUUUGUUGAACUAUCGAGUGUCAAGGAGAGUUCAGGAGAGAGAAGCUACCAGACUGCAGACAGAAAGCAAUCACCGCUCCCUCUCUCUCCCUCUGGAGUGAAAACUCCUGAAAGCUGUCACUUCCAAAUAGAACUGUUGGGCUACAACCUGGUGUUGUGAGAUUUAUAACUAAAAAAAAUGAAAGGAAAGCAUUCCAAAACAAGAAAAGACCUAGGUCCAACUGAUCAACCACUGAAUUGAAGACUGACCAUCACCUAUAGACAGCAAUGUCAUCCUUCAUGAAAUCCGCAAGACUGUAAGAAAGGAACUUUCCAAUUUAUGGUCCGUAUUGUUUACAUUCAGAAUUUUGUUUCUCCUGUCAAUAUUAUUUUUCCAUCCAUAGUAUGUGUGUUAAACCAACUGUCUUUGUCAGAACCACGAAUGAAUCGAUGUGGACCUGGAGUUUUUAAAGGGUUAUAGUUUAACUUCCAUAGAAGUAAAUUACAAAUUCUUUCUUUUCUCAUCUUAAAGUCACUGGUGUUACGAUGUAGAGUUACCUUCUGUCCAUGAUGGAACUUGGUAUGAAUUCUGAUUUUCUCAACUCACAGACAACCAGCCGAAUUGAUCAUUUUGUUGGUCUGAGGGAUUCUGGGUGUUUUGAGACAGCUUCUGGGACCGUGGGCACAAUAAUUGAUGGUCCACAUUUCCCCGUGGAGUUGUGACCACACUGAAUAGGGAGCAGUUCCAGACUGGAAUCUGAAUGGUGUAGUCCUCGAAUUCGGAGCUUCACUGUCACUGUGCCACAAGUCCCCACCCUACAAGGGAGUGGCCACUGACCUCUUUGUUCAUCAAUACACCAUUUCCGCCCCCCCACAUCUGCUCACUCUGAUCAACAUGGGACAAUAGCAGGCAAUGCUGCACCACUGUUUAAUAGCAUUCUAAAAAUCCCCCCCUCCCCCCCAAUGCUCAAGCCAGCUCUCGGGACCAUACAUCAUCCACCAUUUGAUACCAGGACAUUGGUGAUUCUAUUGAGAAAGAACACGUUUGGCCAGAAUCCUUGCUUUACAGCCGCAGCGGCAGAUGUGCAUGUGGAGUUUGCACGUUCUCCUCGUGUCUGCGUGGGUUUCCUCCGGGUGCUCCAGUUUCCUCCCACAGUCCAAAGAUGUGCAGAUGUGUAGCCAUGGGAAAUUGUCCCAUAGUGUCCAGGGAUGUACAGGUUAGGGUGGAUUGGUCAAGAGAAAUUGUCCCAUAGUGUCCAGGGAUGUACAAGUUAGGGUGGAUUGGUCAUGCUAAAUUGUCCCGUAGUGUCCAAGGAUGUACUGGUUAGGUGGGUUAGCCAUGGGAAAUGCAGGGUUACAGGGAAAGGGUACAGGGAUGGUUCUAGGUUGGAUGGUCUUUGGAGGGUCAAUAUUAAAAUGUUGGGCUGACUGGUCUGUUUCCACACUGAGGGGAAACCUAUCAUCUCUGGCCCUGGAGAAGGUGGGAAUGUCUUUCAGUUCGGGUCAUCUGACUCCAAAUGGUCCCGAUAAAAAUAACAGGACAGUUACUACCAGUGUCUGAGAAAAGAAAAAUAAUGAUCACUCAACAUCACCAGUGGCAGGAAGAUGUCAUUGCAGCGUGACAUGUUUCCAUGGGAAAUUUCCAUGAGAAGUCAUACAGUGUGUGUAAUAAGGUCAGCCAGGUAAAGCUCCUGAGUCUGAGUUCCGUGAUUGGGGCUGUUCACCCAUUCCAAUCAAGGAGCCCUGGCUGACAGACAGAAACAGCAGUGUCAGAGGUUCUGCUCACUCUGAGAGCUGGUUCUGAGGGAACUGGAUCAGUGUCAAAAUCUCUCCACGUGUAAAUAAAGGGGGACCUGGUGACAGGA